Messenger RNA from Saprolegnia parasitica CBS 223.65, 6510 nucleotides. RefSeq lists its product as hypothetical. Gene Ontology annotation, molecular function: DNA-directed DNA polymerase activity; nucleotide binding; DNA binding. Gene Ontology annotation, biological process: DNA replication; base-excision repair, gap-filling; mitotic cell cycle. NCBI's taxonomy places the organism in Eukaryota, Oomycota, Saprolegniomycetes, Saprolegniales, Saprolegniaceae. Gene Ontology annotation, cellular component: epsilon DNA polymerase complex; nucleus. The record is from RefSeq and is a predicted model, not a curated record. Bases 1 to 6456 code for a protein of 2151 amino acids. The transcript has 37 exons.
AUGUCCACGAAGCGCCUGAACCGGCCUACCGGCGGUGGGUCUGCAUGGGCCAAGAACUCGCAGGGCGCGCGCUCCAACGUGGCCGGCCGCUCCAUGAACGACGACAAGGCCGCGAGCGUCGCGCGGCAGGACGCCUUCGACCUCGCCCAUGGCUUUGCGCCACUCCAGGACGACGACGGGCCGCAGAUCGGCUGGCUUUUGAACGCAUGCAACACGUCGCGUACCGUCGAGAACGUCGAGCGCAGCGGCGUCGACCUCUACUUCCUCGCGCAGGACGGCAGCGCCUUCAAGGCCACGGUCAUCCACGCGCCGUACUUUUUCGUCGGCGCCUCGCCCAAGCGCCUCGGCGAAGCACUCGCGUUCUGCCAACGGACGCUCGUCUCGACGCUGCUCUCGACGAGCAUCGUGCAGAUGGAGGACCUCGACAUGCCCAACCAUCUCUCGGGCACGAAGGCGCAGUACAUCAAGCUCGUCUUCCGGACGGUGUCGGACUUGGUCGAGGCCAAGCAGACGCUGCAGCCGAUCGUGUCGCGCAACAAGCAGCAGCUCAAGUCCCAGGAAGCGUACGCGGCGUCCGGCGAGUCGCUCAACGACAACGAGUCGAUCACGGAUUUGCGCGAGUACGAUGUGCCCUACCUCAUGCGCGUGGCCAUCGACCUCGGCAUCCGCGUCGGCGCGUGGUACACGGUCCACGUCGACCAGGACGCGACCAAAGUGUCUCGGAUCAUGGACAUGGUCGACAAGGCCGAGCCGGUGGUCCUCGCCUUCGAUAUCGAGUGUACGAAAGCGCCGCUCAAGUUUCCGGACGCGGCCCACGACCAGAUUUACAUGAUUUCGUACAUGGUCGAUCGCCAGGGCUACCUCAUCGUGAACCGCGAGUUCGUGUCGCAGGACGUCGACGACUUUGAGUACACGCCGACGAAGGAGUACGACGGGCCGUUCGAGUGCUUCAACGCGCCGAACGAAGAAGCGUUGCUGAAGCGCUUCUUCUCGCACGUGACGGAGCUCAACCCGCACAUCUUUGUCACGUACAACGGCGAUUUCUUCGAUUGGCCGUUCGUCGAGACGCGCGCGGCGGCGCAUGGGCUCAACAUGGCCGCCGAGAUUGGCAUUUCCUGCGACCGGAACGGCGAGUACCGCGGCAAGUGUGCCGUGCACAUGGACGCCUACUGCUGGGUCAAGCGCGACUCGUAUCUGCCCCAGGGCUCGCAAGGUCUCAAGGCCGUCACCAAGUACAAGCUCGGGUACGACCCCGUCGAAGUCGACCCGGAAGAAAUGACGUCGCUCGCAAUGGACGACCCGCUCAAGAUGGCCAGUUACUCGGUCUCGGACGCAGUCGCCACCUUUUAUCUGUACGACAAGUAUGUGCACUUGUUUGUCUUCUCGCUCUGCACGAUCAUUCCGCUCGGAAGCGAAGACGUGUUGCGCAAGGGCAGUGGCACGCUCUGUGAAGCGCUGCUCAUGGUCGAGGCGUACGAAGGCAACAUCAUUUGCCCCAACAAGCAGACGUCGACGGCGCUCGGCACAUCGUACCAGGGCCACGUCGUCGAGAGCGAGACGUACAUUGGCGGGCACGUCGAGUGCUUGGAGAGUGGCGUCUUCCGCGCCGACCUCGAGUACCAGUUCCACGUGACGCCAUCGGCGUUUGACAUGCUCAUCACGCACAUUGACCGGGACUUGACGUUUGCGCUCGAAGUGGAGCUCGACAUUCCGCGCCAUCACGUGACCAACUACAACGACGUGCGGCGCGCGAUCGUCGAAGGCCUCGAAAUGCUGCGGGACAAGCCGUCGCGCAUGGAGAAGCCGAGCAUCUAUCACUUGGACGUCGCGGCCAUGUACCCCAACAUCAUUCUCACGAACCGCCUUCAGCCGUGCGCGAUGGUGCAGCCGACCGACUGCGCCGCGUGUGUCCACAGCACGGCAUGCAUCCGAGUUUGUAGCAACGACGAGCAGCUCUCGUGCCAGCGGCCCAUGGAAUGGGUCUGGCGCGGCGACUACUACCCCGCGACCAACGCCGAGUUCCAGUCGAUCCAGACGCAGCUCAGCUACGAGUCGUUCAACAAGGUGCCGUUCAAGCAGCUGCCGUAUGAGAAGCAAACGUCGUUGAUUCAAGAGCGCCUCAAGCAGUACUGCCAAACCGUGUACAAGAAGACCAAAGUCACGUCGACCGAGACGCGGUCCGCGACAGUGUGCAUGCGCGAGAACCCGUUUUAUGUCAACACGGUCCGCGCCUUCCGUGACCGGCGCUACGACUACAAGAUCUUGACCAAGCAGUGGACCAAGAAGCUCAAGGAGGCCGAGGCCAAGAACGACGUGCUCGGCAAGGUCGAAGCAGCCAACAAGUGCCUCGUCUUCGACUCGCUCCAAUUGGCGCACAAGUGCAUUCUCAACUCGUUUUACGGCUACGUGAUGCGCAAAGGCGCGCGGUGGCACUCGAUGGAGAUGGCUGGCAUCGUGACCAACACGGGCAGUAACAUCAUCCAGCGCGCGCGCCAGCUCGUCGAGCAAAUUGGCCGCCCGCUCGAGCUCGACACGGACGGUAUCUGGGCCAUUCUGCCUGCGUCGUUCCCCGACACGUUCAAGUUCAAGCUCCAAGACGGCUCGACGCGCUCGAUUACGUAUCCCUGUGUGAUGCUCAACGCCGACAUUCAAGAGCAGUACACCAACCACCAGUACGAAGAGCAGAUUGACGGCAUAUACCAAACGCGCUCCGAGUGCUCCAUCUUCUUUGAGCUCGACGGACCGUACAAGUGCAUGGUGCUGCCGGCGUCGACGGAGGAAGGAAAGCUGCUCAAGAAGCGCUACGCUGUCUUCAACUUUAACAACAAGCUCACCGAGCUCAAAGGUUUCGAGCUCAAGCGCCGCGGCGAGCUCGAGCUCAUCAAGGCGUUCCAGAGCCAAGUCUUUAGCUCGUUCUUGGACGGCACGACACUCGCCGAGUGCUACGCGUCCGUGGCCCAGAUCGCCAACCGCUGGCUCGACGUGCUCGACACGAAAGGCCGUGACAUGGAGGACGACGAGCUCAUGGCACUCCUCACCGAGAACAAGAGCAUGUCGGGCAAGCUCGAAGACUACGGCAGUCAAAAGUCGACGGCGAUCACGACCGCGCGGCGGCUCGGCGAGUUUCUUGGCGCCGAGAUGGUCAAGGACAAGGGCCUGGCGUGUAAGCUCAUCAUCGUCACGCGGCCAUACGGCGAGAAGGUGACCGAGCGCGCCGUGCCGACCGCCAUCUUCUCGGCCGAGCCCGCGGUGAAGAAGCACUUUUUGCGCAAGUGGAUGCGCGACCCGAGCUUGCAAGACUUUGACGUGCGCAAUUUGCUCGAUUGGGACUACUACCGCACACGGUUUGCGGGAACGGUCCAAAAGAUCAUUUCGCUGCCCGCGUGCUUUCAGAACAUCCCCAACCCCGUCCCGCGCAUUGCGCUUCCCGACUGGAUGCAGCGCCGGUUCCGUGAACUCAACGACACGAAGCGCCAGACCAAGCUCGGGUUCAAGGUCAUUCCCCGCGACAAGAACGCAGACGUGGCCGACAUAGAAGAUUUUGGCGCGUUGCCCAAGCCCGUGCGCUCGGCGCCCCGUCCUGUGGUGACGCGGAAGACCAAGCCGGUUGUUGCAGCCAAGUGGACGAUGCGAUGGGCCUCGAGACCAUCGAUGAGACGGAUUCUGUGGUCGAAAAGCUGGUGCGGCAAGAGUACACACCGGGCGGUGCAACUGGGCCAGGAUGCGUUUCCCGAGUGGCUGCAGGUGCGCAAGGCUGCCUGGAAGGCCAAGCGGCUUGCGCGCAAGACUCUCCACGACGACCCACGGGCUGCCAAGCGCGCCAAGGGCAGCGGCGUCGAGGGCUUCGUCGUCACGUCGUCGUCAACGAUGGAGGACAACUUGUGGCACAUUGUCGAGCUCCAAGAAACGGAGGAGCCGGGCUUGUUUCACAUUUGGGCGUGCACGUCGUCGGGCGCAAGCAAGCUGCAGUCGUUUACGCUCAAGGUGCCCAAGACCAUUUACCUCCAAGGCGACGUGGGCCACCUCGACGGACGGUUCGUGACGCGCCUCGUGCCGCACCAAUCGGCGCCGCAGCUCGUGCUGCAGCUCGAGCUGAGCGAAACGCAGUGGAAGUCGAAUCGAAAGGACGUGCUCCAGGCCAUGGACGACGCGUCGAUCCAAGCCGUGUACGAGUCCCAGGUGUCGGCAACGUCCCGCGCGCUGUGGACACUAGGAUGCGUCGCCAAGGUGCUCACGAAACCAUCGAACGUGACGACACAUCUCUUUACCCUCGGCGACUUGCAGCCCAAGAGCCUGUCGCCGGCCGCGUACCUGAGCGAGACCGCACCGCUGCAGCGCGUCGUGCUGUACAUUGGCACCAACACGCGGCAGCAGGUCGGGUUGUGGAGCCUCGUCGUGCUCACGCCGUCGCUCGACGUCAAAUCCGCGUCGCAUUGGAUGGUCGACCGUGGACUCGCGGGUAUGUACUGUGUCUCGUUUCUUAUAUACUCAGGCUUAGGGUAUCUAGACGUUCCGCUGCGGCAGAAGGACUGGCAGAGCCUCUGGACGGCGCUCGAGAUGCCGUCGGCCUUGCCACCGAUGAAGGUGACGAUGGUGCAGUCGGUCGCGGAGGUCGUCACGGGUCUCAACGCGGCGCUCUCCAAGUGCCGCGACGUGCCCUCGAUCAUCAUGGCCCACGCGCCGCAGUGGCUCUCGACCAAGAAGCUCCGGCACCAGUUCCGCGGCCUCGACGCCUUUCCGAUGAUCGUGCUCGGCGACCACGAGCCGUUCCCGGCGUUGACGUGGCGCUCGGAGCUGCCGCAGCGCCUCUUGCAGCGCGUUGCGGCCGUCGACGCACAGUGGGCCGACGUCCUCGACUGCGCGCGCUAUGCGCAACUGCCGCUUGGCAACAUGACGGGCGACCCCGCGGUCGUCAUGCUCGACGCGAUGUUUGCGCGCGUGCUCCACCGGCAGCAGCAUCUGCUCUGGGCCUCCUCGACCAACACGCCGGACCUGGGCGGGCGCGAAGCACCAGCCGACGAUUUGCUGCAGGCGUCGACGUCCAGUCUGCCCGUGUGUGUGCCCGGGGCAUACGCCGAGUACAGCGUUGAAUUGACGCUCGAUGGGCUUGCGAUCCAAGCGCUGCUUGUCGCCUCCGACUUGCACCACGACGGCGGCGCCGGCGUGGUGGAGGAGCUCGGGUCGUGCGCCGAGACGUUCCGCUUUCUCCGAACGCUGACGACCAACCUCUUCAAGGACUUCAUGGCAACGCGGUCCGAGAUGGCCGACCACCUCCUCCAGCACUUUUACCGCUGGGUCUCGUCGCCGUCGUCGCAACUGUACGACCCGGCGCUGCACAAGAAGGUCAAGGGCGUCAUGCACACGCUGCUGCUCAACUUGCUCGCCGAGUGCCGCCGCCUCGGCGCCGUCAUUGUGUACGCCGACACGUCCCGGAUUGUGCUCUCGACGGGCAAGGACCGCCUCGACGGUGCCCACGCGUACGUGCGGUUCAUUUCACGCACGCUGAGCGCGCACCCGUGGUACCAAGUGCUGAGCUUGACGCCGGUCCAGUACCUCUCGCACAUGUUGUUUUACGACAUUGAAAACUUUGGCGGCAUGGCCGUUGCCGUCGACGCGACGGAUCCGAAUUUGCUCUCGAAGUGGAACAUGGCGCGCUAUCUGCCGCCGGGCGUCGACGAGUACUUCAUGAUUCUCGUCGGUCAGUUUAUCAAGCGCCGCUUCGAGUUUGCCACCAAGCACGACACCGCUACCUCGGAGGACGUGGCGGCGCAUGCGCAAAAGCUCAUCACAUCCUACUUUACCGAGAAAAUGCUGCGUUUGGUGCCCGAGAUCAUGGCGCACUCGUCGCUUGCGUUCCCGGUGCUCGCGGGGUCGCACUUGCCGUGGACGCAUGCCGCGCUCGAGCUCGUCAAGUGCGUCUGCCACGUGUGGAGCCUCGACCCGAACGUCGCGUCGCAAGUGCACCAGCUCAAGCGCGCGCUGCUCAAGACCAUGGGCAUCAGUGACUAUGCGGACGAAGCGGCAUUUGCCAACCCGAGUCAGUCGUUUGUGUUGCCCGACAUCAUUUGCACCAACUGCAACGUCUGCCGCGACGUCGACCUCUGCCGCGAGCCCGGGCUCAUGGAGGCGACGCGAGACGACGAGAGUGAAGACAACUCUGCGUGGCAAUGCCCUCGGUGCCACCACUUGUACGACAUGGGCGACCUCGAGAUGCGGCUGGUGGAGCUGGUCCAGACCCAGUUUUCGCUGCCGUACCAGCAGACCGACGUCGUGUGCCUCAAGUGCAAGCUGCCGACCGAAGGCCAUUUGCGCCAACUCUGCGUCUGCUCGGGCACGCUGGGAAUCGCGCCGGACGUGCCAUCGCAGCUCCAAAAAACGUUCAAGGUCGUGCGUCAGAUCGCGACGCACCAGCAGUUUCCGUACUUGACCGAGGUCAUGGACCGCCUCAUGCACUAGGAGCUGUUUCUAUCGACCACUUUGUUCGUAAUCACCACAAACGAAAGAAUUGAA